CUGGGAUGUAUCUAGUGUGACGAAGCCGCCAUUUCAAAGCGCAAGGGAGCUACAGAAGCUGUAGGAAUUUUUGUACAUUUUUUUAUUUUUCUAAUACAUUUUUAUUUUUAUUAGAAAGUAGGAAAAUUAUAUUAAAAUUUGAAUCUACCUCGCCUGCACCACCAACUGAAAUGGAUGCAGACACAGAAGAGAAGCUGACAGAAACUUCAAAGACUUCCAAGGAUGAAUCUGAGAGACCCGUUAUUGAAAACAAAUCCAGGGGUCGUGGGGUUAAAGGCCGUGGUCGAGGGGGUUGGAUGAGUCGUGGUGGCUUGCGUGGUGGGCGAGGCAUGAUGAAAGGCUUUGGUCCACCUGGACAUGGGAGGGGUCGAAUGAAGGAUGGGGCUAUGAAUGGACUUGCACCCAUGAGGGGAAUGGGCAGGAUGCGACCUUACCCAGACCUCAGAGGUCAUCAUCGAGGUAGGGGUGGACCAAUGGGUAUGGGCCCUCCGCCUCCUCCUCCUCCCCCACCACCUCCCAUGCACCUUAGAGGCCCCUUCCCACCCAUGCCCAGGCAUGGACCCCCUCCACCUCCUCCUCCAGGUCAUCCUGGUUUCAGAGGGCGGCCACCUCACCCUCGGGGCCGUGGCAUGCCGCCUCCCGGACCUCCACGCCACUUCCAUCCCCGUGGCCCAAGAGGCUACCACAAUGGACCGGUCUCUCCUCCGCCUCACCCCCCACCUGGCAGAGGCCAGAGGUGGCCAGGGCCCCCUGGUGGCCGACGCUUUUAACACAGCCUGCCCUAAAAACAAUAACCAAGCACUUGUUAAUGGGGCCUAAAGAGGUGCAAUGAAUGAAAUGCCCCUGAAUUAUGUGUUAUUCAAAGUCUCUGAGUAUCUUUAUGACAUACUCUGUGGCCAAAUGUCUGAUUAUCAAUAUUGUCUAUUGGCAAAGAAAUAAUGUGAAAUGACUAAUGACAACCAAGGACACAUGAAAUGCCUCAAAACGUAACAAUGUAAAGGCAUUCUCAUGUUCUGUUACCUAUAAAUACUGUUGGAACUGUAGGAACUAUUUGACAUUGUUAAAAACAAGGUGGAAACCGCUGUUCUCAAAGGGAAGAAAAUUCCUGUCAAAGUUCAUUAAAUGUUCUGUGGUUCUUGUUACAGUCACCCUGUGAGCCUUAAGAAAACUUCCUCAUUCUUAAUAAAGAAAAUAAAGGGUGACAAUGUAUGUUUUAAGGUGGGGGAAGGGGGGAAAAAUAAUGAAAGAGUGCACAGCAGCCCUCAAGCACCACUGUUAACUAGUUUAGUACACCUUGGACCUCCCUAACCUUUCCUUUUGUUACAUGGAAAUAGUUAUGUAUUAUAACUUUACCAAGCAGUGCAGCAAAUAUUGUUUAACACUUACACUUUUUUCAAAUGAUAGAACAAUAUUCCACUUGUCAAGUAUUCAUGAGUAUUUAAUUUUAUAUUUUAUAUCCUUAAUGUGCAGCUAUUUUAAGUUAUGCGUAUUGCUGUUUGGAACAUUCAUGUUUUUCUCCAGCAAUCUAUUGUGUAAUGACAAAAAGGAAAAGGCAUUAUAAAUGAAUAGCAUACUGAAAUAUAUAUCUAGUAGCUUUUAUAAAUGAAAGCAAAUUCCAUUAGUAUUUGCUUCAGUUAAGGAUAAGAAAUUACUCUUUACUGUGUUUAGUUUUUUUGAAGUGUUACAAAGACUUUAUUCACUGUAAUUAACAUAACUUUUGUGAACCUGUGAAUGUGUUUUAUGAGAACCGUCAAGACAUAUGACUUAGUCGUGAAGAAAAAAAAAAUAAAACUAAAAAUAAACUCAACUUCUCUUUUUUUGUUUAUUCACAAACAAGUCUGAGAGUUGUCAUUACAGUUUACAACAUAUCUGUAAUAUCUGAGACAGAAUGAACUGCAAUGUUAGAACUUAGUACUGUACUCAGUGGCACAGUAACAGUGUUUCAUAUUUGAAAGUGAACAUUUGAUCCAUGUAAAGACCACUGCAAAGACUGUUUAAUAAUCAUAUAGGACUUUUUAGAUGAGCGUGGAGGACCAAGAGCCCUUAAUGAAUGUAUCAGUGGAUUAUACUGAACCAUUUCUAUAGGCUUGCUGAGGGCUGACAUUUAUUAUACACCAGUAAAAGCUUGGAAACAUAAUCCAUGAAUUGCAUCUUUUAGUUGCAGAGAACCUAAAACACAAAUCUCAUUUACUCCAAGAAGUGUGUUACCAUGCAUCUGCCCAUGUAAAUCUGACUGGAGGACUCAGAACCGCUCCACUUGCAAGGCAUUAAAAUGCUCAUGACUGAACGUCAUGUCACAGUUCAAAUUCAGUGGUAGCAUGUCUAAAAGGAGGACAUCAUCUGCAAAGGAUAAGCACUCUGAUAUGACCAAGGACUGUCAUAUUAUCUUUAUCGUUAUAACAAGAAAUUGUAAUUGUAAUUUUAAUUUGACUUCAGAGGAGUUUGGAGAAUUUCACUGUUGUGCAUUUUGACAACUGUAUGUUCUUCUAUGUAUAAUCUAAUUUUCUUAUAUAAUUUCUCCUAUACUCCUAUAUAUAUGUAAUCUUCAUAAAAAUACAAGUUAUUGUUGCUAUGCCUGUAGUUGUAACAGUUAUGAUAAUCAAAUGAACACACAGAUUUGUUCUUGUAUCUGUGAUAUAAUGGCACCAACUGAUGAGAAUUAAAAGAGUGAACACUAAUCUAAAUAUUUUAGCUCUUUCAGUUUUGUAAGCUGUGUGCAUGUGGCUGCUUUCCAUAAUGUGAUAAUUAAGGCCUAGUGAAUUUAAAAAGAUAAAACAAAAGCCUGCUGUAAUGCAAGAAGAGGCAUUUAUUACUGAUACUGUCAGUUGUAUGUACUGCUGGCACAAACAAGGAUUUGACAGUAUUUCUGGAAGAAAGAGCAUUUUUAUUUUUUGAGCCAAUCAGAUACAUCAAAAUACUCAAAUAUGGCUGCAGACGUCAGAAUCAGUCCAUUUAAUACCUGAGCCACAGACAGGUGUUGCACUCUCCCCUCCUCUCUGUCUGUCUUUUCCCAUCUCUUCAGCACUUUUCAGUACAUUUUGCUGCCUCUUCAGUCUCUGCAGUCCCUUCUUGUUUCUCCCUUUGGUUGAUUAUAACAGACUGACUGUUGUUGUCUCCUGAAGGGGGGGCACACAGUACAGUUAACCUCCCAGGCCCCAGGAACCCAGGCCCUCCCUCACAUCUCUCCCCUCCUUCAACAGCGGCGUGACACCUGAGGUCCGGCACUUCACUUGAAAAGGUGAGCCUCCUCUUGUGUCUUAAUCCCUAAACCCCUCUCAUUUCUCUGAUGCCCAGAGAUUCUCUCUUUCAGGAUGCAAGAUGAAACAACAACAGAGCCGUACCAAACUAGGUGAGACACACAGGUACUUUGUCUCUCAUCAAUGGCUAUAAAAUAUAUUGAUUAAGAUUUGGAAUGAUUUUGCUGGAUUUACAUGGAGGUACUGUGAAACCUGAACAGGAACAGGCAGUUCACCUUAUAGUCGUUAAAGGAGCGUGCAGGGAUAUAUGCACGAAAAGACAGGUCUAUACUGUAGAUCAGUGUUUUUGCACAUAAAACAGGCCAUAUAGUCACACACUUAACUUGAUCUAUAGGCCUCAACAGAGGCCCCCAGAUACAGUACAGAUACAGCGGUACAGAUAAUGGCUAGAUGGAUGCUGGCUCACUGUCACACUAAUGGCUUACUGAUGCAGCCAUUACUGACAUUAUUACUAACACCUGUGCUUUUCCUAAUAUGACAAUACCUCAAAAUGUCUUCUGUGAAUUGGAACCAAAUAUUGACGAACUAGCAAACAUAAACUUAGAAUGUACCACCGUAGUUACAUCAGUUUUCACACUAUAAUCAUGAUGUGUUUGUAUUUAAGUGACAGUAUCAAUAUACUGUCAAUGAUGCCGACAAAAACACUGAUGCGGUUUGUUUUGCCGUGUUUUAGGGUUUAUACUUAAAAAGUAUUAAAAUUCCCAAGGUAUGCUUAGGUCACAAUAAUACAAAUUAUUACCUAAGCUCAUUUUGGGAAGUAUAAUUGUAUGUUACACAGCAGUGAUAUGUGACCCUCAAAUAAGCUCUAAAGUGCACAAGAGCACGCUUUACAAUAAGCUUGUGUAGUAAACAAAACAUUUUUAGGCUUUGACUUCUGGCAUUUUUAUGUAAGGAUCAUAAAAUGAAUAUAAGGAAUUUUGGUCAUUAUAAGGUUAUAAAUAUCUACAUAACUAUGGUUGGUACAUGGUCAGUAGGUACAGUAGUGAUGGUCAUAAUGGAAAAAAAACAAUUAUUUACAUAUGAGCCAACGGUUAUAAUCAGACAGGAUCCCUGCUCUGACAAAGAUUAAAGCUUCCAACCACGACUUCCUUUGCGGAUAUGACUCCCCUAUAUGAUUAAUGUCUGAGUGUCAUCUCUGUAGGACAGCUCCUUUUAACGCAGGAAGAGAGAGGGACGGGGCAAACCUCAACAGUCUUUAAAUAGAGCCACAGAGACAGCCAAGUGUCUAUGAUGAUAUAAUACAGGGACUUUUAGGAGACUUUCAGGAAAUCUUAAAAUGACAGAAAGGGUGAGGCUUCAGUUGCUCAGAAAAACUAAGUCAUGUUGCUGUCACUGUUAAACAAAAUACAUGUUGAAUUCAGUUGAUUUUGUUUUGCCUUAUAAAUUCUUGUACACUAAUUAUUCAAUAAAUGCAAAAACUACA
Molecule: messenger RNA, 4680 nt
Organism: Lates calcarifer (barramundi perch)
Lineage: Eukaryota; Metazoa; Chordata; Actinopteri; Centropomidae
Exons: 6
Coding region: 171-770 (199 amino acids)
Source: RefSeq, a predicted model, not a curated record